Rhizophagus irregularis DAOM 181602=DAOM 197198 is the source of this 570-nucleotide messenger RNA. The record is from RefSeq and is a predicted model, not a curated record. Lineage: Eukaryota; Fungi; Glomeromycota; Glomeromycetes; Glomerales; Glomeraceae.
AUGGGAUUAUGUGGAGAGGUUGGUAAUAUAGAUGAAACUAAAAUUUAUGGAGUCAUGCCAUAUGUGGCUCCUGAAGUAUUAAGAAGGAAGCCUUAUACUCAAACAUCAGAUAUCUAUAGUUUUGGUAUGAUAAUGUAUUUUGUAGCAACUGGAAGACAACCUUUUGACAAUCGUGCACAUGAUUGUAGUUUAGCAUUAGAUAUUUGCAAGGGAAUUAGACCUGAAAUAAAUGAGCCAGAAGCACCAAGAUGUUAUAUUGACUUAAUGAAAAAGUGUUGGGAUUUAAACCUAAACAAUAGACCAAAUAUUCUUGAAAUAAAUGAAUUGGUCCUGACAUUUUAUAAGUCAUGUGGAGGGAAUUUCUUCAUAGUAAAAAAUAAAGAAAUUGAAAUGCAAUUCAAGAAAGCAGAAGAAUAUAGAAGAGCAAAUCUUUCAUCAAUUGAAAAUUACCAAAUAGUUACCCAUCCACAAGCUAUUUACACAUCUCGAUUACUUAACCCUUUUACAGAAAAUCUUCCAAAAUAUGAUAAUGAUGAUGAUAAUUCUCAAUGUUUAGAUCAUGCAAUCUAA